Messenger RNA from Centropristis striata (black sea bass), 3127 nucleotides. RefSeq names its product p53 apoptosis effector related to pmp22 (gene perp). Bases 198 to 755 code for a protein of 185 amino acids. The transcript has 3 exons. Gene Ontology annotation, biological process: cell-cell adhesion. Gene Ontology annotation, cellular component: cell-cell junction; membrane. The record is from RefSeq and is a predicted model, not a curated record. NCBI's taxonomy places the organism in Eukaryota, Metazoa, Chordata, Actinopteri, Perciformes, Serranidae.
AACAGGUUGCAUGACACACUCGGGUGGAGUUUUUUAUGUACAACACGCACCACACCUACUGACACUCACUUUGCGCAAAGACGCACAGGACUCUAUAUAACCGCACGGACUACACCGCGCUCACCCACAGCUCGAGCUUCUCCUCUCCUGCCUCUACACCUCUCUGUACCCAGCUCCACACACUCCGAUUGUCGGUCAUGUUUCGCUGUGGGAUCGCCUACCCCCGAUGCAGGUGGAUCGUGCCCCUGCUGCUGCUCUUCGCCAUUAUUUUUGAUAUUGUCGCCAUCGCUGCCACCUCCGGAUGGGUCGAGGAUGAGGACGCGAAGUCCCACUACGCCAGUAUGUGGGAGCAGUGCCGAGGCAGGAACGACAAAUGGGACUGCAAGUCGCUCAUGACAUUCUCUUGGGCUCAGGCAGUGGCUGCUCUCAUGAUCAUCGGCCUCCUCAUCCUCAUCGUCGCCUUCAUCAUCUCCUGCGUGGCUCUGUGCUGCACGCUCAACAUCACUCUGCUGCCCGUUAUAGGAGUCAUGCUGAUCGUUGUUGUGGUUCUCCAGAUCAUUGCUCUCAUCAUCUACCCUGUUAGAUUCAAUGAUGAGAUAUUCGAGGGCAACUAUUACUACACCUGGGCCUACGGCUUCGGCUGGGGCGCCACCAUCCUCUGCAUCGGCUGCGCUGUCCUCUUCUGCUGCCUGCCACGCUACGAGGACGAGCUGACCGGCCUGGCGAAGACCAAAUACAUCUAUUCCAGCGCUUAAAGACAAAACCUACACCCAAUUACAGACAUUUCCACUCUCCACUCUGAGACGGAUCUGCGCUGGAUAGUGAACAUUUGUACCAUUUCACCAAAGAUCCACAAUGGCUCAGUUCAGCUAGAUUUGGUUCAGCAGUGGAAAAAAACCCCUCUCUUCUACCAUUCAAGAGCAAAUUCAGAUGCAAAGGGGUGAUUCUUCCUGGAAGUGGACUGUGAUUGGAUGUCGCACCUGCUUUAAUGUACAGACCUCUAUUUUCGACAUCAUAAAAAAUAGUUUUUACCAUGGUGUUUUUUCACAUCCUGCAAUUGAGUGAGACAUAUUCCUCAUUUUAUCUGUACUUUGUACCAGUAAUUCUCAAUGCAAGACCACCCAAGUGCACUUAACCUAAGGGAUGUCAUUAUGUGUAAAGCAUAGCUUUUGCCUGAUUUAUUUUAGAUCUUUUAAAACCUUGGUUGAAGAGUAAUUCACACUACAAUUUGCACGGGAUGCAAAAAGGAAUCAUUAAUCAUAAUUUGUCUCCUGUGUUAAAAUAUGCUGUUUCCUCAGUUCAUGGUGUGUCUUUUAUUGUGUAUGCGGUUGUGUUUAAGGUGAGAAGGAAGCAAAGGCUCGGAGUCAGAAGCUGAAUGUAAUCUAUGGAAAUUUAGUUGUGUUUGCACCUUUUUUAUGCAUUUUUUGAUAAUUCCUAUUUUUCUGUUUGUCUCUAGUUUUGUAUUCUUAUUAACAUAUUACCAAAAGGGAUAAAACUGUGGGAGUUUGCUGUGAUGUCUUCGUAUCUGUUCUAAACUCUACUAAUAAUACACUUGAUGAGUAAACACAGUGUGUGAUGGGUGAUUGACUUGGCGGCAGUUGUUCCUUCUCUGUCACUCUUAACUGGAAGCGUAUUUUCAUUCAUUUUUAUCAAGCUUUAUGAUUAAUCUGUUUCAUGCUAAUUUUGAAAUCGGGUUAAAGUUUUGGCUUAAAGGGACAGUUUACCCUAAAAUAAAAAAAACACAUUUUACUUCUUACCUUGAGUGCUAUUUAUCAGUCUAGAUUUUUCUGGUGUGAGUUGCAGAGUUUUGGAGAUAUUGUCCGUAGAGAUGUUUGCCUUCUCUAAAAUGUAAUGGAACUAGAUGGCACUUUGCUUGUGUACUUAAAGAGCCAAAAAAAUGCAUUGGAAGAGUCUCCUUUCAGAAAUUAUGACCUGGUUACUCAAGAUAAUCCACACACUUUGUUGUGCGCAGUUUCAUGUCGGAACUAUGUUUUUCCUAUUGCAUUUCCUACAUGAAACUGCUCACAACAAAGUCUAUGGCUUAUCUUGAGUAGCCAGGUCAUGAUUUCUGGAAAGAGGCUUUUCAAAUGCAUUUUCUUUGGCCCUUUGAGCACCAAAAGCCGAGCCGAGUGCCACCUAGUUCCAUUAUAUUCGAGAGAUUGUAGCAGACAUCUCUAUGGCCGAUAUCUCCAAUACUCAGCUCAUACAAAAAAAAAGAUUGAUAAAAAGCAUUUCAGGUAAGAUGUUCAACGUGUUUAUGAAUUUUGGGCACGCUGUCGCUUUUAAAGGGAACAAUAUAAGUUCAGAAUCUCAAGUUUUUAUUUUCUUGUUGCCUCAAAGUAAAAUACUCUAGAGAGAGAAGAAAGAUUAAGAGUUUUUAGUCACAGAAAGAUGACCAAAUGUGUUUUCUAAAACCCUUCAUAAGUCUUUAUAAUGCUCUUUUGACUAACCAUCUGCUGGUUCGAUGAUACACUGAGACCAAGGUGUACAAUGUUCAGACAUACUGUGUGUAAAACGUGUGCCUUAGCUCGUUUACAUGUUGUUUUGUUAAAUGUCCCAUCAAACUGGUCAGUCUGGUUUUACUGACUCAUGCUUGAUCCCAGUCAUCAAUUCUGUUCAUGCCAAGACCAACUUCAUGCCCAAACAAGCCAACCAAGGUAUAUUGUUUGCAGUUUUGCAUGAAAGAGAACUGUGUCGAUAAUAAAUUAUAACAAUUUGACAGUUGGACUGAUCUUAGAUUUGUUAGAAAAGUUCCUGAUAAUGCUUUUAUCAUCUGCCUUGGAGUCUUUCAAGUUGUUAUACAACAAAUGGCUGCAUGAAUAACUUUUAGUAGAAGUUUUAACUGAGGGUUGGAACAGAUUCAGGCAGGUUAACACUUGAAGAAACUGCCAGCAUGUCUCGAAGGUGAGGGGAAAUAACAGCUUUUACUUACGGGCAUGAAUUUCUCUUUGCGCUAGCUUUUUCCGACAUUAUCCGUCACUGUUUGUUUUUAUAAUAUACUAUAGAGAAUGUCUUGUUAGCUUUCAUCCUCCUCUGGAAAUCACCCAGCUGUUCUUCUGCUGUAGUCAGAAUUUAUUAUUUUUGGUAGUCUAUGUAUUUUUAUGCAAUAAAAGUUUCUUUUUUUGAA